This is a messenger RNA of Exophiala aquamarina CBS 119918, 3498 nucleotides long. RefSeq names its product DNA polymerase gamma 1. Gene Ontology annotation, biological process: mitochondrial DNA replication. The transcript has a single exon. Gene Ontology annotation, cellular component: gamma DNA polymerase complex; mitochondrion. NCBI's taxonomy places the organism in Eukaryota, Fungi, Ascomycota, Eurotiomycetes, Chaetothyriales, Herpotrichiellaceae. The record is from RefSeq and is a predicted model, not a curated record. Bases 1 to 3498 code for a protein of 1165 amino acids. Gene Ontology annotation, molecular function: DNA binding; DNA-directed DNA polymerase activity; 3'-5' exonuclease activity.
AUGCUAUGGCCUCCAGCGCCCGCGCAGUGCGCGCGUGGCUACAUCAGAACUUCUCAGAAGUUCAGAAUACGACUACCCUAUGCAAUUCGGGCUGCAGCCAUCCUGCGACGACAUUACGCCAGUGAAAUUAAUCAAUCCUCUACUCUUAAUUCUCCCGAAAACCGAAAAGUGACACUCGCGCGGGACGCGAAUGCAAGAUAUAAUGAUAUUGGUGUACAACAAUUAAGCGAUUAUAUUCAUCCUCAGAUCUUCCCUGCUGGUGCUACUUUGCCACGACCGGAUCUGGUGGAGUUAGCCAAAGACCAUCUACGAAGACAUGAGCUGCUGGGCAAGAACCAGGACAAUUCCUCUCCAAUUGGUCUCGAUGUGCCUUCCAUACACGGCUCAAGUCUCGACGAGCAUUUCACAAGGCUAGGCAUGGAUGCCUCAGAGCCCUAUCUCUCCCAAGCAAAGGCUUUUGUUGGAGCAAAUACACCUGCGAGACCUCGUAAAUGGAUUAUAAGAAGCGGUUGGACAAAAUAUAAUGCUGAUAUGACGACCGAAGAGGUAGAUGCGCCGGAUGAGACCAUGCUUUCGUUUGAUGUUGAAACGAUGUGGAAGGAAACACCUUUCGCGGUCAUGGCGACGGCUGCCAGUCCCAAUGCAUGGUACGCGUGGAUUUCACCAUGGCUACUGGGAGAAACAGAAAAUGCCAGACAGCUUGUCCCUCUUGGUGACCCUGCCAAACCCCGAAUCAUUGUUGGUCACAACAUCGGCUAUGAUCGAGCCAGGGUGAAGGAAGAGUACGACCUCAAGCAAUCCCAAAACUUCUUCAUCGAUACUAUGUCUCUUCAUGUGGCAGUGAACGGGAUGUGUUCUGGACAACGACCGACUUGGAUGAAGCACAAAAAGAACCGAGAUCUACGAGACAAGAUGGCUGGUGAUAACACCUCCAUUGAGCUCCAAACCAUGCUAGAAAACAAGAUGCUCAGUGAGGAGGAGGAAGAACUCUGGGUCGGAAGAAGUUCACUGAAUUCGCUACGCGACGUCGCUAAGUUUCACUGUGGCGUCACAAUUGACAAAACCCAGCGGGACUAUUUCGGUGAGCUCGAUCGGGACGGUAUAUGCGAGAGAAUUGAAGAGCUGCUUGAUUAUUGUGCCGCCGACGUUGCUAUUACACAUCGGGUAUUCCAAAAAGUAUUUCCGAACUUUCUCGAAACCUGUCCUCAUCCUGUCAGCUUUGGAGCGCUCCGGCAUCUGGCAUCUGUUAUCUUGCCAGUCAACAAUUCCUGGGACAAAUAUCUGGAGAAUGCUGAAAACACUUACCAGCAACGACUGAUAGCUGUUGAGCAGAGACUCGUCCAAUUAUCCGAAAAAGCUCUGGAAGUCAAAGCACAACCCGAUGUAUACGAAAACGACCCUUGGCUAAGUCAAUUGGACUGGAGUGGACAGGAGAUCAGAUAUAAGAAGGCUAAAAAGAAGGAUGAAAAGCCGGUGCCAAGAGCCCGACAGAAAAAACCAGGUGCUCCAAACUGGUACAAGGAUUUGUUCGCCACAAACGAUGCCCCGAUGAGUUUGACCGUGCGGACGAGAAUAGCCCCGAUUCUACUCAAGCUGACUUGGGAUGGACACCCGCUGAUCUGGUCUACGAAGAACGGAUGGACCUUCCGCGUACCUUAUAAUGAAGCUGGCAAAUAUGAAAAUAGCAACGCUGUCAGAUGUGACAUGUUUGAGGAAACGAAUUUGGCAUUGGCAUCGGACAAUCAACAUGUCUAUUUCAAGUUGCCGCACAAGGAUGGGCCAACGGCUCGUUGCACUUCACCGUUAGCCAAAGGUUAUCUGCAAUACUUUGAAGCAGGGAUUUUGUCUUCGGAAUUCACUCUGGCAAGAGAGGCUUUGGAGAUGAAUGCGUCAUGCUCGUAUUGGAUCUCUGCUCGGGAUCGCAUCAAGUCACAAAUGGUAGUAAGGGAACACGAUCGAGAUCCUGGUCUGCUGGGGAAGACGGAUCAAGGCUUCAUCUUACCCCAGGUCAUUCCUAUGGGUACUAUCACAAGACGUGCUGUAGAAAACACCUGGCUCACAGCCUCAAACGCCAAAGCAAACAGAGUUGGCUCCGAAUUGAAAGCUAUGGUGAAAGCUCCCGUGGGUUAUUCUUUUGUGGGAGCGGACGUUGACAGUGAAGAACUUUGGAUCGCCUCUCUAGUCGGAGACGCGCAAUUUGAACUUCACGGUGGUAACGCCAUUGGAUUCAUGACCUUGGAAGGAACGAAGGCUGCUGGCACCGAUCUGCACUCGAAGACUGCGAAAAUUCUUGGUAUCUCUCGAAAUGAUGCCAAGGUCUUCAAUUAUGGGCGGAUCUAUGGUGCGGGCUUGAAAUUCGCCGCAACUCUCCUACGGCAAUUCAACCCUACUCUUACGGAGAAGGAGACAACUGACACUGCGUCAAAUCUAUACAAAGAGACCAAAGGCACACGUACCAGACGGAAGGCAUUAGGUAGCGGUUCGUUCUGGAGGGGUGGCACCGAGUCGUUUGUGUUCAACAAGCUUGAAGAGUUUGCAGAGCAAGAACGACCGCGGACACCCGUUCUUGGAGCAGGCAUAACCGAAGCCUUGAUGCGACGAUUUAUCAAUCAAGGCUCCUUUAUGACAUCUCGUAUCAACUGGGCCAUUCAAUCAUCGGGUGUUGAUUAUUUGCAUUUGCUGAUAAUCAGCAUGGACUAUCUUAUCAGGCGAUUCAACCUUGAUGCGCGUUUGGCAAUUACAGUCCACGACGAAAUCAGAUAUCUUGUCAAAAAUGAGGAUCGGUACAAAGCAGCCUUUGCCCUUCAAAUCAGUAACUUGUGGACACGAGCCAUGUUCAGCCAACAAAUGGGUAUCGACGACCUUCCGCAAUCUUGCGCUUUCUUCUCCGCUGUGGAUAUCGAUCAUGUUCUCCGCAAGGAGGUUGACAUGGAUUGUAUCACACCAAGUCAUCCAGACAAAAUCCCACAUGGUGAGAGUUUAGACAUCAACCAACUGCUUGCCAAAGGUGAAGAAGCAUUCCUUGACCCGGGAAUAAUUCCGAAGAAUGGCCCGAUCGAUUUGGACAAAUUCACCUACAUCCCACGGCCGACCGUCAUGUCAACGCUGACUGACUCCAAUGAUGUGACCUAUAUUCGCGCUCAGAUCACCGAUUCUGAUAAAGAACUGAGAGAAAUAAUCAAGAAUGUCGAGAAAGACUCCGCCAAACCCUCAACUCCUGGCACAUCGCCAAGCGGAAGCAACUCCUCAUCUACAAAUAAAACUGUAAUCACAACCACCCCAGUGCGUAGGGGUCGCCGGCCCAAGCCUCAAGUUCCAAUCCCACCACAUGCUCAGCCGCAGCGUGCGAUGCUCAUGGAAAUCGAGGAUCGCUGGAACGUUGGGUACAAGCGUGCCUUCGCGAACAAUAACAGUGGACAGCACGGAACCAGCAAGCCAUGGUUAACAACCGGCCAGAGUUGGGAUAGCCGGUGGGCUGGCGACGGAUGGGAGGUUUGA